Drosophila grimshawi is the source of this 3725-nucleotide messenger RNA. RefSeq names its product solute carrier family 12 member 8. Gene Ontology annotation, cellular component: membrane. Gene Ontology annotation, molecular function: potassium:chloride symporter activity. The transcript is spliced from 7 exons. Gene Ontology annotation, biological process: chloride transmembrane transport; potassium ion import across plasma membrane; chloride ion homeostasis. The record is from RefSeq and is a predicted model, not a curated record. Bases 457 to 2604 code for a protein of 715 amino acids. NCBI's taxonomy places the organism in Eukaryota, Metazoa, Arthropoda, Insecta, Diptera, Drosophilidae.
UAUGUAUGCAUGUGUAUGAGAGAAGUGUUUUUAUUUAACUUUUAUGCGCAUUUGAGAAUCGCAGCCAAAUUGUUUAGUGACACUGUAAAUUUACUAUUAUUUAUGACGCUGUUGCACGUGCGAGCUGUAAGUGAGCCAAAUCGGCGCUAAACAUCCAACUUGGUCAAUUUGCUUGCGUGGAUGCGUUCUGGAUACCAUAAACAAAUAUAGCAACAGCAACAGCAACAAACACUUCUGGCCAUUGGAUAACAAAUCAGUUUGUGGCUACGAUUGUCUUUGAGCAGUUAGCAAUCAACUCGUCAACUCGCGCACAUAGUCAAACGGAGCGAACGCAGUGCCAAUAAAUACGGUAACCAAAAAAGAAAAAACAACAGCAACAAUUCGACAAUACUAUUGUCGAAAGCUGUUGGAGCGGGGGUGGUGGAAGGAGGAGGGUCGACAACAACAAGCAAGAGUAUGAGUAAUAACGUAGAAAGUAACGGCAAUAGACGCACCGUUGAUUGGCAGCGAUUCGGUCUUGGCGGUGACGACGAUGGCGAGAUAACCGUUGCCAAUUUUCGUCAACGCAGCAACAACAACACUGGCGGCUUUGUGGAUCUUGGCAAUGAGUACACGUACGCAGCGGGCGGUCAUCAUGCGUCCGGCGCGAAUGAAAUCUUUGCCGGGGAACAGGGCGACAAACCUUGGUGGCGCUCAAACUUUUUCAUCUCGCAACCGGUGUUAUUUGGCACCUGGGAUGGCGUCUUUACCUCCUGCCUGAUCAAUGUGUUCGGUGUUAUUGUAUUCCUGCGCUCCGGUUGGAUUGUCGCUCAGGCAGGCAUCAUAAAUGCUGUGCUCAUUAUAUUCUGCACCGUGGUCAUUGCUUUGGUUAGUGUACUUUCGGCCAUUGGGAUCUGUGAGCGGUGUCGCGUGGAAAGUGGCGGUGUUUACUUUCUGAUUGCACACACGUUGGGCUCCCGAUUUGGUGGGGCACUCGGUCUGCUGUACUGUUUUGGCCAGGCCGUUGGCUGUGCACUCAAUGUGAUGGGCUUUGGCGAAUCGAUGGCCGGAUUGGUAGGACUCGAGGGCAACAAGUGGGCAAUUCGUGGUUUUGCAACGGCAGCCGUUCUGCUGCUCGGCUGCAUUAAUGUGGCUGGUGUCAAGUGGGUGAUCAAAUUACAGUUUAUACUGCUCAUGAUUCUGCUCAUCUCAGCGCUGGAUUUCAUGGUCGGUAGCUUUAUUGGCGAAGAUCCGGAUAAUGGCUUCGAUGGUUGGAUGAGCGGCAACUUUGUGGAAAACCUUUGGCCAAAAUAUGAAAAUGGUUAUUCAUGGUUUCGUGUCUUUGGCGUAUUCUUUCCAACAGUCACUGGCGUCCUAUCCGGCAUCAAUAUGAGCGGCGAUUUGCGUGCUCCCUCCACGGACAUUCCCAAUGGCACGCUGGCCGCCUUUGGCACAUCCACAUUUCUGUAUAUGGUGUUUGUGCUAUUUUUGGGUGCCACAUGCAAGCGCGUCACGUUAUACACUGACUUUAUGAUCUCCGUGAAGGUUUCGGCCGUUCACUUUUUGCUGCUCGCUGGUAUCUAUGUGUCCAGCAUGUCCUCCUGCCUGGGUGCCAUGUACGGGACGCCGCGUGUCCUGCAAAGCAUUGCCAAGGAGAAUGUCAUCCCCGGCAUUGAUCUGCUCGGCAAGGGUCGCGGCCCAAACAAGGUGCCGCUGUACGCAAUGGCCGUUGUGGCUGUGGUAACCGUCACCUUCAUUAUCGUAGGCGACAUUAACUUUCUGGCGCCCAUUGUGACGAUGCCAUUCCUGAUGACGUACGCUUGUAUAGACUACGCAUAUUUCGCACUAGCGCAAACCUUUGACAUACAGGAGCAGCGCGAGGAACGCUUCCGUAUACAGGCUUCGAGUCCGAGCUAUGAGACUCGUCGCUAUGGCAGCGUAUCGGAUGGUGGGAAUGAUCUAGAUUUGCUCUUUCCGGAUCGGGUGCGCCACAAGAACUUGCAGAGUCCACAGAACUCACCGAUGCAUCAAGCGCAGACAUUGCCACCAGUGCCUAUGGAGAAUAUUGUAGAUUUCAAUGCGCCAGCGUCUAGCACUUCGCCUGCCGCAGUCGAAGGCGUAGCGACGGCGGACAGCACUGACUUGGUCGUCGAUCCAUCAACGGCACAGGCCGGCAGCGAGUUAGGAGAUGAGAAUGAGCCCAUCGCCCCCAUUCGCCCGCCUAUACAUUCCAAGACGAAAAACUGGUACUCGGGCUUCUGCAAUCGCUGGGCUUCGUUGCUGGGCGCGCUCACCAAGCUGCUGGUAAUGCUGCUGGUGAACUGGUAUUAUGCCUUAACCUGUUUUUUGGUCGUAUUUGUCGUGUGGUUCUACGUGGGCACAGCUAAUCCCGCCUUCAAGCCUGGCCUGACCGCCGAGUUCAACUUUUUCGGUUGGCUCAAAAGCGUCAUUUUCCGAUGCUUCGGGAAACGUAUGCACGAGUAUGAGCAGAUUGUGGUGACGCCCUCUUGCCCGGGUGUGGAUCUAUCGCCCACACAAUUGAAUGAACAGAACGAGGACUUUAGACCGCGUCCCAACUAUCAUCACUCUUCGGUAAUUGAGGGUCGUCUCAUAGAUGACAUCUAGACUUUUGGAAUCUGGGUUUUUGGGAGACGUGGCGAGCAAUAUUUUGGGUGCAUUUUGCUAAUAUUAAACAAUAAAUAACUUAAUGUAUAUGUUGAAUUCAACACUAAGGAUAGUUAUGUUUAAUCCAGCACAUGCAUUUAAAAGCGAUCUUCCCACACACACACACAGACACCUGCACACACGCAUACACACUCGCUCAGAAACCGAACCCAGCACACAUUACAGCUUUAGCUAAAUUAAAAUUACUAAUAAUCUAAGUUCAUGAAAUUAACCUGUUCCUUUCUUGUGUAAAGUCUUUUUGCAAUUUUUUUUUUGCUAUUAGUUCUAUGGAAAAGCCUGUGUAAUUGUUAAUAGAUAUGUUUCCGUACGUUUUGUAUCGUCUCAAAGCACAUACUUAGCUUUUUUUGAGGAAACAUAUGUGAUACUGAGAUAAUAAGUAAAACAAUCAAAAACAUCAAUAAAAACCACACAAAGCAAACAAAAAAAAAAACAUAACAAUUUAAAGAUUUGUCGCGUUCGCAUUCUGUAAUACCACAAAAAAAAGAAGUAAUAAGAAAAAAAUACAAAUGAAACUGACUUGAUUAAAAUACCUUAUGUUUAAUAUAUAUAUAUAGAUAUAUAUGUAUGUAUGUAAACACACACUCACACACACUGUCACAUUCACAAGAGAUGUAUUAGCCACCAAACGCAAGAGCCACAAUAUAACAACAAACUCAAGCCCAAUUUUUCAUAAGAAAAUAAAAAAGCAACAGUAAUAUAAACACUAAUUCAUAAUCUAUUACGACAAAUAUCUGCAAUAACUGCAUUAUAUAUACCAUUACAUAUAUAAUAUUGAUAGGUAUGUAAUCAAAUGUUGUUUAAGUAAAACUGUAACGAAACAAUACGACAAAAAAAAAUACAGAAGAAAAAACCACAAGACAUUGCGGCGCGUUAUAUUUUAAAAAUAUACAAAGCGUUUUACUUUUGGACGUACAUACUUAUAAAGCAUAUAUUUAACCUAGUUAUACAAAAGGCAGAUAGCACAUUCAAGAACAAAAUAAAAUCAUUGUAUGUAUAUGUAAUAACACUAUUAACUGAAAUGUGUAUUAAAACAGUUUAAUAAAACCAAAAUUACAUUUUUA